Molecule: messenger RNA, 731 nt
Organism: Cimex lectularius (bed bug)
Lineage: Eukaryota; Metazoa; Arthropoda; Insecta; Hemiptera; Cimicidae
Product: iron-sulfur cluster assembly 2 homolog, mitochondrial
Exons: 1
Coding region: 303-683 (126 amino acids)
Biological process (GO): iron-sulfur cluster assembly
Cellular component (GO): mitochondrion
Molecular function (GO): 2 iron, 2 sulfur cluster binding; iron ion binding; 4 iron, 4 sulfur cluster binding
Source: RefSeq, a predicted model, not a curated record
UCUUUAUCAAACAAUUUGUGAAAAUUAAUCGAAAAACCGGCCGUUAAUGAUGAAAAAUUAGUUUAUAAAAGUUUUACAAAGUAGUGAAUCGAUUAUUUUUGACAAUAGUGAAGCGUAGAAAAUUUAUUAAAACCUCCUCAGUAUUUUAUAAGUCAUUGUGUGUGUCCAUGUAUGGUCUGAUUUGUUGCAUCAUGAAACAAAUUUACAAGAUGACAUCUCGUAAAGAUGGUUUUAUUUAAAACAGCUAUAAAGUCUUUUAAAGAUUAUUCUACAGUUUAAACUAAUAUUCUGGAUUGGAGAGAAUGUUGAGACAACUUAAAUAUAUUAAAUCAAUCAUGAGAUAUGCCCAUGGAUCUUCACCUGGCCUCAUAUUGAGCGACAGCUGCGUCAAGAAGCUGAAGGAGAUAUCGGAUGGACAAGCGUUGAGGAUAAUGGUCGAGGGUGGUGGUUGUUCAGGCUUUCAGUACAAGUUUUCGCUCGACAGCGAUAUCCGAGAGGACGACAAGGUCUUCGAAAGCCAAGGGGCCAAGGUCGUAGUUGAUGAUAUGUCGCUCGAGUAUAUAGACGGUGCGGUAGUCGACUAUCAAUCAGAGCUCAUUAGGUCUUCAUUUCAAGUCAUUAACAACCCCAAAGCCGAGAAUGGCUGCUCCUGCGGGGCAUCGUUUUCAAUGAAAAUUGAUUAAACUUUACAAAUGUUAUACCUCUAGAAUAAUAAAAUGUAUAUAGUAUAA